AUAAUAGUGAUUCGUCAAAGUGCUUUCUUCCGUGUUCGUUUAAAAUGUCAUUGGUUACGUUUAAAGUGAAUAAGCCUUUCUCAAUAAUUAUUUUAGUAAUUAUUUUUAAUUUGUUUGAAACCGUUAGUUGUAUUUCCGUUACAAAUGAAAGGUAUAGAUUAAAUUACCAUAUAAUGAGUCCGGCUGGUUGGAUCAACGAUCCUAACGGAUUCUCUUACUACAAUGGUGAAUAUCAUGUAUUUUAUCAAUAUAAUCCCGACGAUGCUACCCAUGCCAACAUGCACUGGGGGCACGUUACAAGUGAAGAUCUGGUUCACUGGAAACAUUUGCCAAUUGCUCUUUAUCAAGAUCAACCGUACGAUGUUGAUGGUGUUUACUCCGGCAGUGGUAUAGUAGUUAAUGAAAGUCUUGUACUUAUGUACACAGGAAACGUAAACCAAAUCGAUGGAAGGGAUUUCUCAACGCAAAGUCAAGCGUUAGCUAUUAGUUCGGAUGGAGAAAGUUUUAUAAAAUACAUCAAUAAUCCUGUAAUACCUUUUCCACCUCAAAAUGGAGGGAAUGACUUUCGCGAUCCAAAAAUAUGGAAAUAUAACGACACAUUGUACGUCGUUUUGGGAAAUCAAAAUAACCUAACAAUGCAAGGAAGAGCAGUAAUUUAUUCGUCUUAUGAUCUAUUCGAUUGGACUUAUGUUGGUGUUUUAGCAGAAUCAACAGGCAGCUUUGGAUACAUGUGGGAAUGCCCUGACUUUUUUGAACUGAAUGGCUUCCAUAUAUUGCUACUUUCUCCUCAAGGAAUUGAGGCGAAUGGCGAUGAUUACCAAAAUAUAUACCAAACUGGAUAUUUUGUUGGCUCCUACAACUAUCGGACAAAUAAUUUCUCGCACAGUAACACAUUCAUUGAAUUGGAUCAUGGACAUGAUUUUUAUGCUGCUCAGACAAUGGAAACGCCUGAUGGUCGACGAAUUAUGAUCGCUUGGAUGGACAUGUGGGAAAGAGACUAUCCAGAACAAGAGGAUGGUUGGGUAGGAGCUUUAACCAUACCUAGGGAAUUGACCCUUUCGUCAUCAGGAAGAAUACUGCAAAAUCCAGUUCAAGAACUAAUAGCUCUUCGAACUUCCACCUUAUUGAAUACUACUUUAAAUGUUGAAGGAAUAUCAAAACUGUUUGACGUUCAUAGUGCUGAAAUACUUAUUAAGGCAACUUUUAAUGACGCUAUCACUCAAGUGGGAAUCAGAAUAGAAUUAGGCAAUAAUUCAUGUGUUUUAGCUUACUUAGAUACGUCUAAUAAUAAAUUUGUAUUGGAUCGAGGAGAUAAUGAUCCACGAAGAACGCUAAUAAAUGUUACAAACGCAAAUAAUCCUGAAGCUUUAGAAAUGAGAGUAUUUUUGGACAAAUCUUCCAUCGAAAUAUUUUUAGGCGACGGUGAAAUUACAUUUAGCAGUAGAAUUUACCCAAGUUCAACUCCUGCUGUGUACGCUUUAUCUAAUGGAACAGUAACUCAAAUGGAAGUUGUUGCAUAUGAACUGGAAAAUAUCUGGAGCGGUAGUUGGUGUAUUCGACAGAGCUCAUUUGUUCAAGCGUUUUAUUUUGCUGCAUAUUUAAUGGCGAAACUUUAUAUUCAGUGAUGGAAAAGUGAAGUGUGUAAUUACCAUACACCAAUAGGUAUUUACUAUUUACGAAAACUACGAAAACAGUGAAGCGGCAAAUAUUUAAUGUUUUUGUCAAUUUUAUUACUUAAUGUUAUAAAAUUUUUACUGUACUAACCUACAGUGCAUUGUAUGAUAUAAUUUUUAUGAAGGACCACGUGAUGCUUGUCAUCAUCAUCAUCAUCAUCAUCAUCAUAAGUCCUUCAGCUGGAAAAUUAGUUGGACACAUAAUAACAAUAGAUAAUAGAGGUAAUUUAUUCAAUUGACUCUACAGGUUUAUUUACAAAUAUUAAAAAUAUCAGUCCUUCAAAUAAAUGUAUAUGUAGGUACUUAUCUUAUCUCAGAUGUAACAAGCAUGAUUAAUGUUUGAUUAGAGUAUGUGACAUAGCAAUAAAAUUUUAAUUUUUGUAAAAAUCCCUUAAGCACAGCAAUAACUGUAACAACAAUAUUCUAUUUUGCCUUUCAGCUUGAAAUUAACAAAUGAAUUAGUUGUUAAAGCUAUUAUAAAUAAACAAUACUCAUUCCCUCGUUAAAACAGUCAAAACAAACCAAAAGCAAUUAAAAUAAAUGCUCAUCUCAGUAAUUUCUUUUAGACCUAUAUGCAAAUAUAGAAUUUCAAACUC
Molecule: messenger RNA, 2269 nt
Organism: Agrilus planipennis (emerald ash borer)
Lineage: Eukaryota; Metazoa; Arthropoda; Insecta; Coleoptera; Buprestidae
Product: raffinose invertase
Exons: 1
Coding region: 45-1625 (526 amino acids)
Biological process (GO): carbohydrate metabolic process
Cellular component (GO): cytoplasm
Molecular function (GO): beta-fructofuranosidase activity
Source: RefSeq, a predicted model, not a curated record